Myxocyprinus asiaticus (Chinese sucker) is the source of this 4174-nucleotide messenger RNA. RefSeq names its product mis18-binding protein 1-like. The transcript is spliced from 18 exons. The record is from RefSeq and is a predicted model, not a curated record. NCBI's taxonomy places the organism in Eukaryota, Metazoa, Chordata, Actinopteri, Cypriniformes, Catostomidae. Bases 115 to 3612 code for a protein of 1165 amino acids.
UCUCACUCACUUCCUAGUAGCGGUAUUUACGGAAGUGACGCAGCCUAGAUUAGAGACGUUAGCCGCGCUUUAUCCGGGAAAAUUCAAACGGGUCAAAAUGGACUUGCAGAGAGCAUGGAUCAUAAGGGGGAUUGUAAACAGUUGGACCGGCUUUCUUUGAACACAACAAUGUAUCAUCCAUUAGAAGACAAUUUCACUGUUCUUCAGGUCCCUAAACCUGGUGACAUGAUUACUCCAGUCAAAACAAUGCCUAAAACAGGUCACAUUUGGGCAGCCAGUGUAACUGGGUCAGGCAGAAAACUUUCAAACCGAGACAUGGUGCUGAACUCCACAGCUCAGGGUGCUGAAGAACACAGCUCAAAUAUCCCUUGUGAACUCAGCAGCAUCAAUGCUACUGCAGUGGUUGCCCCUGGCAACGCUGACCUGAUGCUGAAAAGGGCCACUGAGACACCAGCAAAGAUUUUUGCAAGAAUGAAGGCAAAAGUUCAAAGGCAAAAUGCUGUGGGGAAUGAGGUAGCCUCAGAGUCUGCAAGAAACCAAGAGAAGUGUAACAGUGUCCCCUCGAGUUCCAAGACUCAGUACUUUCAAAAGAGUAACACCAACCAGGACACACAUUUUUUAGCCAUCUCUCCUCCACAGUCACCGAGAGGAGAUCCACAGGAUGGAGAGAUGGACUUUCCAAAAGAAAACCAUCCCAUCAAUUUUGAGAAAGUGCCUGGCAGGCCAAAUGAAACGUAUGAUACAGAGUCAUUUAUUGAACCACAUGUUUUGCUGGAGAAGAUACCAGAGGAGAUGUUUGUUGGGAUGAAGGCAAAGCGAAAGCAAUUUCCAGAGAUUAAUCUUGUCAACAGAAACAGACAGCCUUAUGUGUUGUUGGAGAGGGUGCUUUCUGGUGGUUGUGCUGUAUUUGGUGAGAUGAGCACUUUGACUGAUUCAGUAGAAAAAGACAACACGGAAGAGCGCUCAAAAGUUGAAGUUUUCAGUAGUCCUGAGUCUGAUACCCUUUGCCAAUCAGAGUGUCAGUCAGAGUGCACAGAAUUGGUCCCAGGACCACUUCAACCCCCUCAUAAUCUGCUAGUGGAUCCUCUCCUGCAGCUCUCUCCCUGUGUUUUGAUCCCACGAAAGCGAGCAUCUGUGUUUCAGUCUAAACGACAAGCUAGACAAAUGGAUGCAGCUUUGGAUGAUGGAACCAAUGUGCGAGGAAUUCAUUUAAAAGACUGGGUUUUGAAACUGCUCAACAGAGACCUUGUGGUUGAUGGUAUUCGCAUAGACACUAAGAUACCCUGGCACAGCAGUUUCAUCACUGAAAGAAUCUCAAGUAAUGUGCUUAAGACGGCAUCCGGCGGAACAUAUAUCCUCAUUGGGAGAAUGGCCAAACAUCCCAAUCCAUCAUUUCCAUCCUGGUUUUUAAAGAAGUUUCUUUUUGGGUUUCCAAAAAUGUGGAAGGAGGACCUGGGUCAGUUUUUGAAUGAUCAUGCUGGAUCCCAGAAAAUUCAUAAAGACAACAACAGUGCGAAACCUCCUAAAGUCAAAAGUCAACACCCUUCUAAAAAGUCAACGUCCAAACAACCCAGGCUUCAGGUCAUUACAACAUCUCCAAUCACUCCCACUGACAGCAUGCUACAGGGCAGUGCAAAAGUGUCACGCAGUGGCCGACUCAUCAAACCUCUUUUAGAAUAUUGGAAAGGAGGGAGGAUUGUUAUGGACUCUAACAUGAAUGUCACCAUUCAUGAAGACUACGCUACCUCAGUGGCAUCCACGCCCAAGAAGCCAGUAACUAUGGCAACAAUACAAAUCACAAAGGAGAAAUCAAUCCUGCCUGAAACUCUGGGAAGAGGGAGGCACAACACAUCUAGCAGUGAAGAUGAAUUGUCUCUACCAAGAAGAAAGAUCAAGCAGAAUUCCAAAUCUCAAAGGAGGGUCCCAUCUCAGAGCAUUUCACCUUCAACAGAGAGCACCACUGCACCAUAUAAAUCUACAAGAGUUUGUAGAGCUUCCCCUGUGGUGGCCUAUCGCUCUAACUCAGGCCAUGCAGCAAAACAGCAAGCUAUUGAACAUAGCCGGCCUCAAAGAACCUCACUCAGGAAACAACAGUCAAGUUCUAGAGAGGAAAACACUGCAUGUUCAGGAUCAGAAAUGACUGAGAAGUACACAAAAGCUGAUACGUUCAAUGCUACAUCUGACCAGCAUGUUCAUUGCCCACCUGUACAUGCAAUGUCCUCUGAGAAUGAUCAGAGGACAAUGUGCAACUGCAAGUCCUCCCAAAAACGAAGUCAGGGUGAACUGCUCUCCAUGCCACAUGUUAACUCAGACAACAGUUCCUUACGACGAAGUUCUCGCAUAUGUUCCAGAGUACAGUAUUCCACAGACACAAACAGCUCUUUUGCAUCUCCAGACCCUUCAAAGAGGCAUACAGGAAGAGGCUCCAUUGACCGUAAACAGCUAACAAAACCUCAUAAAAAUGAGAGGCUUGCCUCUGUACCGCAGAAUUCUGCCAGUCACAAGGAACAAAAUGAACAAGAUUUAGUGAGAGUUUCACGUAGACCAAAAAAGAACACACAGAGAUAUUCAGAUGAUUUUUUGGUCAGAGAUUCUGUUGACUUACCCUCUGAUGAUAAAGAACGAGGACAGCAAGACAAGAAGGCCGUAUUAAAGAAGUCAAAGCAAAAUAAAGAUUCAGGUAAAUCUGAACUCAGAACAAAUGGACACUUGUUUUCCUCAACGGACAUGCAUUAUGAGCAGUCAGAAGAUGAGGAAAGUGUUCAUAAUAAUGUUCCAAAUAACAGAAGAUCAAAGAGAUCUGACAAGGGAAAAGCAAGCACCAGAAGCAAAAAGCUAGAAAAAGUAAACAACAAUGUGAAUGAACAAGAUGCAUUGGAUGGAAAAUGGAUGGAAGAAGAGCUACAAAAACUACAAAAGGCUGUGAACUCAUUACCCAUGCACAAGAGUGGUUACUGGGGAAAUGUUGCCUAUUUUGUUGGCACCCGUUCAGCUGAAGAGUGUCAGGAACAGUAUAAUACCCAUCAGAAGACAAACAGAAGACCCAGAAAAAGACCACAGAAGAAACCAAUUACAACUGAGGAACCAGGAAAGGAAGUUGUUGAAAUAACUGCUAGAGCAGGAACGCUUAAAAGGAGACAGCAGAUGAGGUAUUUCUUGGAUCACAUGCCCAAAGAUGACCAUGACGACGUCUUUGCCAGCUCACCAAUGCACAAUAAACAAAUCAAGUUGCCAGUUAUGUCUGCAAAUGGAGAUGAGGAAGAUUUCUGCCAACUUCAGGACCCCCAGACACCGAGUUCUAGCAUCUUUUCUGCAGUGAAGACCCCUCAGUGUCUGCACAUCAGCCCAGGAAUGCUGGGAUCCAUUAAUAAGAAUAACAUGGACAAGUACAUUUUCCAUCUUCAGAAUAAACGAAAGGGACGGAAACAGGGCAAAAAGGCUGCAUCAAUGGACAAGCUUUCACCAACUCCAGCAGUCAAGAAGACCAUAAAGAGAUGUGUUGUUGAAGAUGAUGACUUUGUUGUCUGGAAUAUGCUCUCAGAAAAGGAAAUUCAAUCAUCGAGAGGUGAUGACAGUGAUGAGGAGGAUGAUUACUUUAUGGAAUACUGCUGAGUUUCACUAUUAUUGUUUAGUACUUGAAACUUACGUCCUUAAUCAGCUAGUUUUCUUAUGAUGAGACUGAUUCAUCAGUACAGUAUUGGUCAUCACUUUUUUUUUUUUUUUUUUUACAAAAUUUUAGCAUCAACCAAGCAUCCAGUUGUUUUUAAGUGCUAACUGGGUUGUGCUGUGUGACAGCCACAUUAUGGCAAAAGCCAGGGCUCCAGAAUUAAUGUCUACUCUCUGGAGUAAGCAAAACAGCUCAAAUUAUGUAUUUAUUUCACAUGUAAAAUGUAUGGUUUUAGAUUGGUUGUUCAGAAAUGCAGAUAUUGGGGGUGGGGGGGUUGGAGUUGGGAGUUCAUAUUCUGAUUGGAUGUUAUGUCAUCAGAUUCAAAUUAAAGGAAAUGAACUUAGUAUAAAGUUUUGAUGCAAAAGAGACCAGAUGUUCCAACUAAUUACUGUGGUGUGAAAGAAACGGAAACUAAAAUGCAACAUUUAAAUUCUUUUAUUUGAUUGUGUUGUAAAUAAAUAUGUAAGCAAAUACAACAUAUGAACAAAUAAAACAGUUAAAACUUAA